This is a messenger RNA of Cyclopterus lumpus (lumpfish), 9420 nucleotides long. It is a transcript of the gene wnk2, whose product is annotated as WNK lysine deficient protein kinase 2. Lineage: Eukaryota; Metazoa; Chordata; Actinopteri; Perciformes; Cyclopteridae. The record is from RefSeq and is a predicted model, not a curated record. Gene Ontology annotation, cellular component: cytoplasm; cytosol. Gene Ontology annotation, biological process: positive regulation of sodium ion transmembrane transporter activity; negative regulation of sodium ion transport; intracellular signal transduction. Gene Ontology annotation, molecular function: chloride channel inhibitor activity; protein serine/threonine kinase activity; ATP binding.
AUGGGGGCGGGCUGCAGACAACAGAAGGGGCAAGUCCGCGAGGAUAGUCAAAGGAACAACGCAGCAGAGAAGCUGAGUACGCGGCACAGCCUCAGCAUCCUGGCCUGUCCACUGCAGGCCCAGCAAUCUGUCUGCGGAGCAACAUCACAUCUGUAUAGUUUGCGCUGGAGCGGGGGACCUUAUGCACCGGCGGAGGGAACUGUUUCCGUGAGCUCGUCGGUGGUGAAUGACGUCAGGCUUCAGUUGAACCGCUUCGUGCUGUAUUGCAGCAAGGCAGCACACUCUCCCACCGCCAGGAGAGGAGCGUGCUCGUCAUCCUCCCUUCAGCACAAUGUCGCCGGUAAGUGCUUAACAACGACCAGGGAUGGAUUCGGCGGAUCAUUUAAGCAAGAUCCGCCACUGGGAUCCACAUCCUCUGCACCCAAUUUAGACUCGGACAUCAAUGCAAAUGCCCUGGGGCAUGUUUAUCAGAAUGGGACAGCCCACAUGCUCAACAUCCAAUCGAAGCCCUGCCGAGGAGCAAGUGACCCCAGCGCGUACCCCUCCACAGACUACCGGGCGCUGGUCCGCCAACGGUUCAUUCGGCGGAGUUUGUGGGUGUCAGACUCCGAAGAGCAGCCGGCCAUGGAGUGUGUUAACAGCGGCCCGAUGCCCCACAUUGACCUGCGGACAGUCGUUGAUCGGAGUCGAACCCGAGUUCCGCAUGGAACCCGUCUGGGCCUCCAGGAGACUUCAAGCACGGAGAGCCAGGUGGGGCUGAAGGACAGCACCACAGAGAGCGUGAGCGCCGACGCGGGGAAGGAGCACAGGAGCGAGGCCGAGCCAAAGGUAGAGGUUGAGCCCCCGGAUGUCACAGGUAAAGCAGGAAGUGACGAGAACGAAGAGGAGCCGGGGAUGAAGGCUGUGUCCACUUCACCUGGGGGCCGCUUCCUCAAGUUUGACAUUGAGCUGGGGAGGGGGUCCUUCAAGACCGUCUAUAAGGGUCUUGACACCGAAACCUGGGUAGAAGUGGCAUGGUGUGAACUUCAGGAACGGAAACUAUCCAAAGCUGAGAGACAAAGGUUCAAGGAGGAGGCAGAGAUGUUGAAGGCUCUCCAGCAUCCCAACAUUGUGCGGUUUUAUGACUUCUGGGAAUCACCGGUUAAAGGGAAGAAGUGUAUUGUUCUGGUAACGGAGCUGAUGACCUCAGGGACACUUAAAACGUAUCUUAAGCGUUUUAAGGUGAUGAAGCCUAAGGUUCUUAGGAGCUGGUGCAGGCAGAUUCUCAAAGGCCUCCACUUCCUCCACACAAGGACUCCUCCAAUCAUCCACAGAGAUCUCAAGUGUGACAACAUCUUCAUCACUGGUCCAACAGGAUCUGUCAAAAUAGGAGAUCUGGGCUUGGCAACACUGAAGAGGGCCUCGUUUGCUAAAAGUGUCAUUGGCACUCCAGAGUUCAUGGCCCCAGAGAUGUAUGAGGAGCACUAUGAUGAGGCUGUGGAUGUCUACGCCUUUGGGAUGUGCAUGCUGGAGAUGGCCACCUCAGAAUAUCCAUAUUCUGAGUGUCAAAAUGCUGCUCAGAUCUACCGCAAAGUCACCAGUGGGGUGAAACCUGCCAGCUACAGCAAAGUCAGCGACCCAGAAAUUAAGGAAAUAAUCGGGGAAUGUAUCUGUAACAGAUGGGAAGAAAGGUACUCCAUCAAGGACCUCCUGAAUCAUGCCUUCUUUGCAGAGGAUACAGGCGUGAGGGUGGAGCUCAAUGAAGACGAUGAUGGAAAGAAAUCAUCCAUUGCCCUGAAGCUGUGGGUUGAGGAUACUAAAAAGCUGAAGGGGAAGUACAAGGACACUGGUGCCAUUGAGUUUUCCUUUGACUUGGUAAACGAAGUGCCGGAGGUUGUGGCCCAAGAAAUGGUGGAAUCAGGGUUUUUCCUGGACUGUGAUGUGAAGAUAGUUGGGAAGUCUAUCCGUGACCGCGUGGCUCUCAUCAAAUGGAGGAGGGAGCGUACCGUCAUGUCAGGCAAUGGCGAAGCAGCUGUAAAGAAGCCGCAGCCAAACCUACUGCAGGUGCCCGGUACUGUUGUACCACAGGCACCCGCAUUAGCUACGACAGAUUAUGAGGACCAAGAGGUGGAGCAGCAGACCCUGAUCUGCACCGUGCCAGCCGCCACAUUUGACAGCGGAGUGAGCUCUAUAAUGCAUUUAGAUGAUCUCAACAAUCAGCAAGAUGGCCCCUACCAGUCGCUCCAAGAAUCCAUUUCCUCAACUCAGAACAUCUACAGUCCUCCUGCACAGGUUGAACCUCAGCUGUACCAGGGAACCUACCAGCAACCCACAGCACAAGCCUUUCAUGAAAACUACACCCAAACAUCGACUCAAUUACACCAGGGAGCCUACCAGCAGCUGCAUCCUGGGGCUUAUCAUCAACCUGCAGCACAACUGCAGCAGGGGCCUUAUCGAUCUCAAACAAGUUUGUUUGAAGGUGGAGAUCUCACUCUUCUCGACCACUGUCUCCAUCAUAUCGUCAAUGGCAGGACCAGUCCCCCCACCCUGUCUGCUAAUCAUCCAAUGCACAACCAUGGGGAGGUUAGGGGUACUACCUCCUCUCCCUUAUGUUGCCAUCUCCAACCAGCUGCUGUGCUGCCCCAGCCUACAUCUCACCUGUAUCCUCUUGACAUAGCUACCAGUUUUCCACAGUCAGUGUCCUGUACUCAUUCCCCACUCCUGCUCCUUCAGAUCAGCACACAGUUUCCCUCACCAUAUCCUGUUGUUCAAAUAGGGGGCCUCAGGCCCACUUCCCUCCCCCGAGCUACUCUGCAAUGUGCCUACAGCAGCACUGGCCCUGUUAUGUCUAGCUCCCACUACUCACCAUCAUCCCACCACCCCUCCCACCCUCUGACCCCUCACACUACCCUGCCAUUUAUACCUACUCUCGGCAACCCUCAGACCCAUCUCUCCACAUCUCAGCACCUGCCCAAUCUGGCACUAUCUACUCCACUUCUUGCCAUGUCCAUGUCACUUGCAGCGCCCCAGCUGCAGGGUAGCCCUCUCACAUACCAGACAAACAUUGGUAGCUACCACACCUCCCAACCCUUACACCUCUCCCAGGUUCAACUAACCCCAUACCCUGCCCCAUACCUUGAGCAGGAAUUGGCUCAGCCGCCUGUCCAGGUACAGAUGAAUGCACCACAGGGUAAUUUGGGAGAUUUCCUUUUGGCUCCGGUCCACGCUGCCUUGCCUGCUGGUCAGACUUCUCUCUGGGGAAGCGGAGUAGAUGUCGUAACCCAUGCAGCAGACCGAGACUUAUCUGUAGUUCCUACAGUUCCAGCUCCAGUCCAAACCCCAGCCUCAAUCUCAGCUACAGCCCAAGUUGAAACUCAUGCCCCAGCACAAACUCCAGCUCUGGUCCCAGCACAAAACCUACCACCAUCAGCUAAAGCUGCAGUCAUGCCUCAAACUCCAACUUUGAGCCUUGUUAAUGCCCCAUCUUCAGUACCAAUACAAGUUCCAACAAUAGUUCAAACUAUAGCCUCUGCUCCAGUUCAAGCAUCGGGUCUCAUUUUUGAAUCACCAAAAGGCUCAUCUCCAAGCUCAGAUACACCUUAUGCACCUGGUAAACCCAAACUCUCCGUCCUAAGUUUAGGCUCUGCCCCAAUUCCUGUCACACUGCCAGACCCAGCUCCUGUUGCAGCUUCAGUCACAGCCCCAUUUCUGCAGCCUUCUGGCAUCCAGACAACAGUCUCAGUGUCUGAGUGCGCCGGCCCGGCCACAACUCGGCAAAACUUUGAUUCAACAUCUUCCUCUAGCAUCCUUCAACAAGAGUCCUGUGUAGAGGAUGUGCUUCAAGACAAACCCGGAUCUUUACCGAGUUAUGCUUAUGACAGUCUCAACUCUGAUGUGGCAUCUGGUAAGGAAACAAGUGACGGCUAUGACAGCUUGGCUAGUGGAGGGAAGGGGGACGGAAAACCCAGGAAACAUCACCGUAAGUCUGCUCGCACCCGCUCCCGUCAAGAAAGGACCAGCAAGCCCAAACUGAGCAUGCUCAAUGUCUGCAACACUGGUGAUAAAAUGGUGGAAUGCCAACUGGAGACUCACAACCACAAAAUGGUGACAUUUAAAUUUGAUCUGGAUGGAGAUGCUCCAGAGGAAAUUGCCACUUACAUGGUAGAGAAUGGGUUCAUCCUACUGUUAGAGAAGGAGAUCUUCAUUGACCAGCUAAAGGACAUUGUGGAUAAAGCUGAAGACAUGCUGAAUGAAGACAUAGAGGGUGAAAGGGCCUCUGCCUUGAGUUGUAGUCCUGAACAAGGCCAGCUUUCUGAAGGGCUGGUAGGAGAGAGUCAGCAGCCUGGAGCACAUCAGCCAGUCUAUCAGCAGAAUGUUCUUCACACAGGAAAAAGAUGGUUCAUUAUCUGCCCCGUUGAGGAGACGCCCACAUCCAACCAGGAGACCCCAACUGAUGGGACAGCUACACAGUCUCUUGGGAGUUCAGCCACCACCCACCCUGCUGACAGUGGCACUGCAAAGCCGCCUGCAUCCAGAGAAGAGGGGUCGUCCUCGACAAUGUCUGGUGGAAGUGGUGGCUUCGCCUAUGAUGUGUAUGGAUUCUGUAGCCCUCCGAUAAUGUCCAACACAGACCCUCUCCUCUUAGCUACCCUGUCCCCCCCUGUGUCUGCUCCCCCAACCCUUCAGUCAGUGACAUCGAUGGAGCCUGUGGGCAGCUCGGUGCAGCUCAGUGUUCAUCAGGCCCAGCAACCCAGAGCUCAAACUGUACUCCCGUCAUCCCCACAUACGUCAGUACCUGUGGAUGAAUCACGGGGAUCUCCAUUGGGCUCCAUCUCCCCAAUCCAUGCAGCUCAGCAGAUGCCCGACAGGACAGGUCCUGUUUCUAUGGUUGACGAGGUGCCCUGCUGCCACCUGGUCAUGCCCCUGUCUCUGGAUGUGAGCGGUUUACAGAUCGGGUCUCCUCUCACUCCCCUUCCACUCCAGGAGCCAUGUUCAGCCAAAGAGCCACUGUCUGUCUCCUAUGCCUCCACAGCUCGCAGCGAGCGCCCACAGCAGCCUGUGGUGAUGCACCAGCCUUUUUCCAGCGUGGGGGGGACCAAAGUGUCCUCAGUACCCCAGAGCCCAGCGCCAUCCCAGCAUGGUGCAGGGCCUGGUGAAUCAGACGGCGAUGGACGUCUGGGUCGCGGGGGUUUUGUGGACAGCACCAUAAAAACUCUAGAUGAGAAACUAAGGAACUUGCUCUACCAGGAAUAUGCUCCCAUGUAUCCAUCAGGCAGUGCUGCAGAGACACCAGGCUCUGGCACCGAGUACAUCCAGUCUCCUCCUGGUCCAGAGAGCGCCACAGGAGGGUCAGGAAACAGCACGCCAGGGCCGAUGGGGGAGGGACGCUACAGGGUGGGAGAACAGCUACCUCAAAUUCCAGAGAGAAUGGACAGUUUGAGCACACUGAGUGACUCAGCUGUGUGUGCUUCCCUGUCAAGAAGACCCGUUCCUCACUCUGUUUCCUGCUCUGGAACACGAGGCCGAUUUAAGAUAAUGUCUGUUCCUCCUGAAGUGGCCAACAGACGAGAUGUGAAGCAGAGGAGCUGGAGCAGUGCUGCCUCACCGGCACACCCUGUAGGAUACAGUGAGGAGUACAUCCAGGCUGCAUCCACCACAAUUGGUCGUUUCUCUGUGGUCAGCACUGAAGAUGACAUUACACAGAGGACACGGUGCAGCCGCUACUCUGCCCCGCCUGAUUUCUACCUGGACACACCUCCAUCCAUGGCCAAGCGGGGCUCCCUGCCUCGCGCCCUGACCUCGAACUCUGUCGCUGUGGAUGUCACGGUCCAUGCUCGUUUCCUCUCCUCAGACUCUGGGGCUGAGAGCAGCCCAGCGAAGCUGGCUCCUGCCACCCCGUCUCAACAUACUCGCUCUGAGCGCAGAGGAAGUGACCUCAUGAAGAGGGCAGUGGCCUUCCUCCGUCGAUCAGGGCGCAGCAGCAGUGUGCAGAGCUCUGACUCACCAAGUAGGCAUGGAGGCGUGCACGGUUCGGCCUAUGCCAGCAGCGAUAAUGACUCAGAGAUGGAGGACUCGGACAUGAAGAGGGAACUACAGAGACUCAGGGAGAAACAUCUGAGGGAGAUAUCUGAGCUGCAGGCCCAUCAGCGGGGGGAAGUGGAGCUGCUGUAUUGCCAGCUUGGCAAAGCCCCUCCUACUGGCCUGGGUCUCUCACACGUUGCACCACACGCCGGUCGAAGGAAGAGGUCCAGCAAACACAGACUGAAGCCUGGAAAACUUCUCAGCCCUCUGGUUCAGCAAUUUAGAAAUGUCACAACCAAAUCGAGUGACUCCAGCAGAUCCAGUGCUGCUACAGGUACAGGUGAGCCCACAGUGAGUUUAAAUGGCUCUCCGGCCAAAGGGUCUAUCCCCACUGACGGCAGGGCACGCUCAUGCACCAGCCACCUUCCCAGCUCAACCUCAGAGUCCGUUCAGACUCAGCAGCCCUGUUCCCUCAAGGGAUCUUUGUCUUCUGAUAAUAUUUACGGUGGACUACAUGGAGACGGCACCGGCACACAAGCUCCACCUGGGCAAGGCUGGUCUAAUUACCCUCAAACAUCUGAGAGAGUGACCUAUAAAUCGAGUAGCAAGCCACGAGCUAGAUUUCUCAGUGGGCCUGUGUCUUUGUCUAUCUGGUCAACACUGAAGCGUCUUUGUCUUGGUAAAGAACGUGGCAACAGGUCUGGAGCCAGGCCAGGGGCUUUCAAUCAAUCACAGCAGCUGCCUACAGGUGCGACACCUCCUUCUCAUCAGCCAGUGAUGGGACUGGCCCAAGCUCAGGCCAAUAACAGCAACAACAAGACAGGCACAUACACCGGCUUUUCCAUGAGUGCCGGUGAAAACAGCCUGCCUGAAGACUUGCAGCGGCUGAUGGAGGACUGGGCCCAGGAGGUUCUUAUCGUCACCCACAGGCCACGCACUAACUCUCUGAGCAUCAGCGGGCAGCAGCUUUGGAAUCAGGUUGUGCCUCGAACAUGUGGACAGCUGGCUAGUGCUUCAGAUGUAUCAUGGACAGCUUCAGGUCCAGAGCCCUGCAGUCUUCCUCUGAUGGCCCGGGGGUCAGCAAUGCUGACCAGCCCCUCCACAGGGCCCCAUCCCAGCUAUCAGCUACUCCCUCCUGCUCCAUUCAGAGCCUUGUCCUUGCCUCUCUCUGUUAGCCAGUGGCCCGGGUUGCUCUUCCCCCUUCCUUCAGGAGUCUUUGCCUUUCCUGACGUGCCCUCGGCCCAGGACGCCUCCAGCCCCAUUCCAGCUCCAUCAUAUCACCCACUGGACCCCAAAGCCAGGACUCUGUAACCUGAGUAGCAUUGUGUCUUCCAACUCCGUUACCAAAAAGAAAUGUCAUCAUAGGUCCAGUCAAUUGUAUGUGAAUACACUGUAUAUAUUUAACUGGCAUGUAUCUAAUCAUAUGUACAUACUCGUCUCCAUUAUAUUUUAUGCGUUUUAUGUUAUUUGUUUUGCCCUCGAUGGACUGGCGGCCUGUCCAGGGUGUCCCCUGCCUUCGCCCUAUGUCAGCUGGGAUAGGCUCCAGCGCCCCCGCGACCCUAAUGAGGAUAAGCGGUAUUGAAAAUGGAAGGAAUGGAAUGUUAUUUGUUUAAUUUGCAUCAACAUACCUCAUUUCCAUAUUAAAGUACCUAAUCUUUGAGUGCAGUGUAAUCGUAGUAGUACAUUAAAAUAUGUGUAAUUAGCCCAAUCAGACUUAGAAGAGCAGAUUUUUGUUAUUGCUUAGAUAUGUACCAUGUCACUCAUUGAAUGUUCAUAAUGUAGUGUUUAUUCAUGGUACGUGUGUAGAUAUAUAUAUACCUAUUAAUUCCUGUUUGUCUGUACAUAGUUCAAGUGUUUGUACAGUUAACAUUAGAUAAUACAUUGGUCGGUGCUGCAUAUAUGUGUCUUAGCGCGACACCUUAUUCGCCACCAUCAUGCCGUCACUGUGAAGACUUGACAUCCUGGUCACUAGGACCAGUCGCUUUACUCUGCUCUCUCAGUCCAAGGAUAGGUUUCAUUCCUCAUCGAUGAAAUGCUUCCAGCACAAGCGCUUGAAAUAUCCUUAAGAGAUUUGAACGAACUUGAACUUUGUCUUCAGGUGGAAAAACACCUGUGAGAGUGCCUUGAAUUGCAGUUUCAGUUUUAUGAAGAAAAGUAUUUAGAUUCAAAGCAGACUCUAGAUAUUCUAUAUGCUUUCACCACCUAAAUUUUGUGAUUUGAAUAAUGAAUGCUGAUUGACACAUAUUUACUUUAGCAACAAAACAUAACUAAACACUAUAAUCUGGUCAUGUUGCAGUUCAUAAAAUACGCAGAUUGUAAAAACUUAUUCACUGAAGUAAUUUCCCUGUGGGAUUGCUCUGCCACCUGCACCACCUGCAUGAAUGCAUUGAUAUUCUGUGUGUGCACAGGUUGAAGUGGUGAGUUAAAGUAAGAUAUUGUUAAGAUAAAUUUGUAUUGAGGCCAUACGACAAGGAGGGCUGAAGGACAUAUGAGUCAGAAUCAUGAUCAUACCAUACCUCUACUAAUGCAGUCUGUAGCUUUACAUAUGGUUGCCUUUGUGGUUUUUACGAGAUGACUGGCUGUUUGAUAAAUGUUGAUGAUAUGAUGACGUUAGAGGCUCAUGAAAAAUGUGAACUAUUGAGAAGCCUGUUUGAGAGAACUGUUUGAUAUGCUAUUUAUAUAAUGCAUAUGUUUUCUAAAUGAUGUUUAUUCAAUGCUGGCCUCACAAGAUCAUCUGGCUCAUACAGCUAAUUGUAUGUACUAUGGCUGAAUUAAUUCAAAGAUCUCCAACAAAUAUUACGCUAUCACGCUAUUCAGUUAUUUAAAUAGUGCUUCCUCAAAAACUUUAAAACUUUCUUCUUCUAUAACUUUUCUUAGCAGAUUUCCCACUCAAUAAUAAUGUGUAGAAUGCACCAAUGCGAUGAUGUAUCGUGGUAAAACAACUCAGUGGCAAAAAUCUACGCAGUCAGGAAUUAGGUUGGGUGUAAUGAUCCAGACAGACUAUGGGUCAAGCUCCAGAAAUGCUGUAACCUACAUUUUCACGUUCAAGUCAAUAUCAUCUUUGACAUCAUUAUUAUUUUUUCGAAUUUUGCGAACCACGUUAUACAACAGUGGAAGUAAUAAUAAAUAAACUGAACUUUAUGUAUACAAUUGGUGGAGAUUUAAACCAUCGAACUAUCCAUGGUAAAAUAUAGAUUAUUUUUCUUUUUCCUGAGAACAUCCCCUAUGCAGCUAUUUCUGUUGUGCUUUUCACAUUAAAUCCUGUAUUUGAUCUCUGUAAUGCUUGCAAUGAAAGCAAGGUGUAUGGUUCCUUUUGCCUGCUGUAUCACCUGUUUUCCUGACCUCGUCAGAUCGGUACAUUUCACAAAAGCUGUACAUACUUGAAGACAGAAAUAAUAAAUGAUUUUUUGCUUGACACCA